Poecilia reticulata (guppy) is the source of this 1040-nucleotide messenger RNA. RefSeq names its product fibroblast growth factor binding protein 1a (gene fgfbp1a). Lineage: Eukaryota; Metazoa; Chordata; Actinopteri; Cyprinodontiformes; Poeciliidae. The record is from RefSeq and is a predicted model, not a curated record. Gene Ontology annotation, biological process: cell-cell signaling. Gene Ontology annotation, molecular function: growth factor binding.
GUGUGCUUGUAUUUGAUACAUAGUGUGUGUGUGGCUCUGGGUUUGAAGGGGAGGGCUGACUUUGCAGCAGCAUUUGCAACCUGCAAGAAAAGACAAGAGCUCAAAUGUGUCAGGACAGCAAACUGAACUUUCUCUGAAAACACCAAGGUGUGUUCUGUGGAUUCCAUGGCUCUUCUCACCAACAUAGCCAUCCUGAUGGUGCUCGCUUGUGUUUCCCAUCAGAUGAUGUUGGGCAGCUGUCAGAAGAGCCACGGACGUAGAGGACGGGGGGACAGAGGACAUCGUAAGGAAAGAUCAGGACUGAGCCGUGUGAAACCUGUUGGAGACAAACUGGUCACCAAAGAUGGUUCCCGUUGCACCUGGACUGCAACAGACAAUGAUCCGUUGUUCCUCUUCGUUACUUGCAAAAAGGGGGAAAAGAGCUUCAACUGUAGAUAUGUGGCCAGACCAGCUCUUUGUCCCCAAUAUACGUCCAACACUUUGCUCUACUGGAAGCAGAUUACCAGGGCUCUGAAGAAGCAAAACAGCCUCUGUCAUAAUGAAAAGUUACUGGUGAGGGCAGGCGUGUGCAAACAGGCCCCCCGAGAGGCUCACUUUAGGCUCGUAGUUGUCCAGAAGACAGUGACUCCCUCGCCUUACAUUCCAGCAGCUCCAGUCACAGCCGCCAAAUCCUGCCUGCCCAAGAACAAGAAGCUGGCCAAAGAGUUCUGCAGCGACUCCUGGUCUAGUGUUUGCACAUUUUUUUCCACCAUGGUGAACAAUUAUGAUUGCUGAGAUAGAAACAAGCUUGGCUUGUGUGGUCACUUCAGAACAUACAGUAUUUAAGUGUAUACUUCAUGUAGCUGGUGGUCUUGUAAAAAGAUUAUAAGAGACUUAACUUGGAAAGUGAUAGUCACUGCACACUGUUUACUCUAUUUGCAUACAAAUAUGUAUUUAUGUGAUAGAAACUGAAAUGUUAUGUGAACUUUAAAGUCAUUUUUUUCCCGUUGUGAUGAUGAACAAUUAAAUCCAUCCAAAAUAAAUCAUAGCCGUUCACACAA